This is a messenger RNA of Talpa occidentalis (Iberian mole), 920 nucleotides long. RefSeq names its product cystatin 8 (gene CST8). Gene Ontology annotation, molecular function: cysteine-type endopeptidase inhibitor activity. Gene Ontology annotation, cellular component: cytoplasm; extracellular region; cell surface. Bases 364 to 792 code for a protein of 142 amino acids. Lineage: Eukaryota; Metazoa; Chordata; Mammalia; Eulipotyphla; Talpidae. The record is from RefSeq and is a predicted model, not a curated record. The transcript has 4 exons.
CUCCCUGCAGGAACAAGGACACCGAAGGUGAACAGACCAGAGCUCAGGAGCAAGGGUGGCCCCUGACCAGGGCAUAGGCAUAAAUUGGGGGUGCCGGAGACCCUGGAGAACCACAGGUUGGGGUAUAGGGCAGAGCCCAACCCACCGAGAGGAAGGUGCAGUUGGCAGGUAGAGCAGUUUGGAAAGGCCACAGAGAGCCCAAUGUGCCAGGGAGCCUCAGCACAGCAACACCCUUAUGUUCACAUCUUGGAGGUCUGAGACACAGAAACAGGAGUGAAGGGACAGCAGCGUCUACCUCACUCCACACGGUUCCAGCCCUGAGAGGAAGAGGAGGCUCUCUGUACCCUCCAUGCCCCACUGAGAAUGAAUAGGUGCCAAGCGUGCUGUCUGUUACUGCUCACCAUUCUGGUGGCCCUGGUGGUCAGCCAAGACCCAGAAAAGAAUAAGAUCAAGGUGCUGAGGGAAUUGAAAGUCAUCAAUACUUCCAAUGCCAACGUGAAGCAGUGUUUGUGGUUUGCCAUGCAAGAGUACAACAAAGAGAGUAAGGAUAAAUACCUCUUCCAGGUGGUGAAGAUAAUACAAGCUCAGCUACAGGUCACAGAUCGUUUGGAAUACUUUAUCGAUGUUGAAAUUGCCCGCAGCAAUUGCAAAAAGCCUUUAAACAAUAAUGAAAACUGUGCUGUCCAAGAAAACUCCAAACUGGAAAAGAGAACAUUUUGCAACUUUCUGGUUGGUGCUCUUCCCUGGAAUGGAGACUUCACAGUGAUGAAGAAACAUUGUUUGCCUGCCUAAAAGAUUCUGGAACAUGCCUCCGACCUCUGUCUGUAUACCUUUCUCUGUGAAAAGAACAAUGGAAAGUGCAAGUGUUAUCAACGUGCUUUCCUCUUGUAUGGCCUCUCUGCUUGCAUUUUGUUUCUAUC